Messenger RNA from Rotaria sp. Silwood2, 1842 nucleotides. Lineage: Eukaryota; Metazoa; Rotifera; Eurotatoria; Philodinida; Philodinidae. The record is from the annotation of a GenBank genome assembly.
AUGGAUAGUUCCACUGAAUAUGGCAUACCUGAAUCUAAUAAAUAUCGUCAACAUUUAACAAAAGGUGAAUAUUUACCAACUGGUUCAACUCGUAAAAUAAAAUUAUUACUUCAACGUUCACUUCGUUAUUCAUAUCGAAAACGAUGUUGUAAAUGUUGUCCAACAAUACUUUGUGAACUAUUAUUUCCUAUUAUCUUAAUAGCAUUAUUAGCUUUAAUCCNAAUAGAUGAUUUACGAAAGCCAAGUUCUUCAAAUUUGAUUUUGUUAAAAUUUUUAAUCAAUGAAAAUCAUCUUGAAACAAUUCAAAAAGAAUGUAUGAAAUUAUAUGAACAAGAAUAUAUUGAUGAUAAAAUUGGUCGAGUUAUUAAAGCAUAUUUACCAGAUUUACGUAGUAUUCUACUUGAUCUUACAGAUGCUAUUGAAGGACGUACAGCAGCACGUCAAAUACCCGAACCAACAAAAAUACAACCAUUCAAUCUUACUGCACCAAAAGCACGAAUCGUACCAAUACCAAAAAUUAUUCCAAAAUUAGAAAAAACUCGUACAGUGCCUAAAACAACUUAUGAACCAUCACGAGAACAUGUUGAAUUAGAAAAAAUUCGUGAGGAUAAUCAGCUUCGUGGUUUAAAUAAAUUAGAUCAAGCACGUACAUUAAAUUAUCAUUUUUUACAAACAGAAAAAUCAUCUAAAACACAAAAAAAAAUAACAAAAAUAAUUGAAGAUCGUAAUAAAAGUCUUCGAUUUGAUCAUUUUCGUGCAAAUCCACCACCAAAAACUGAAACAAAUAAAAUUCCAGUUAAAUUAAAUAUUGCUACUAUAUUAAAAGAAAGUCAAUUAUAUAAAAAACAAGAAGAUGAUGUUCGUCGACGUUUACUUGAUUUUGAAGCUGGUGGAAAAGAUGGACAAGAAUUUUUUCAAUGGCAAGAAACAAUGCAAAAACAAGAUUAUGAUGAACAAAUGAAUAUAAUUGAGCGAAAAAGACUAGAAGGAAAAAUGAGUUAUGAAGAAGCUAUACUUGCACGACAACGUUUAGCAGAUGAAAAUCGACGUUUAGCUGAUGAAUUAAGACGUCAAACACGUGAGACUAUUGAAAAUCAUGUUAAAGAAAAAGUUAAAGAAGAACAACGAAUGAAACAAUUAAUUGAUGAAGUUGUUAAUGGAAGAGAAAAUGCAAAGCUUGCUCAACAAAAACUUCAACAAUAUAAAGCUGAUUUUGUUAAACAAUAUAAAGAAGAACAUAAACAAUUAAUGAAACAAGCGCUUGAAGAGGCUGAAGCAGAAAUGCGACAACGUGCUGAAUUAAUUCAACAAAUUCGUGUUCUUGAAUCAGUUCCCAUUGAUCGAUGGAAACCAGUUGAUCUAACAUCGAUAGCUGGACAUGGUGUACAUGAUGAAAUGUCAAUAGCUGAAUUACGUGAACGUCUUGAAUUAAUAAAACUUGAACGAGAAAAAGAACGAGAAUCACGACGUGAUCAAAUAGUUAAAGAUAAACAAGUUAAAGAACAUUUGAUUACAAAUACAGUUCAAAAUAUAGUUAAAUAUCGAAACGAAUUAACUACGCAAACUGCUAAGAAAAAACAACGACAAGCAAGUGCACCAUCAAAUUUUAAUAAAAAUCCUGAAAUAGAGCAAUUAAAACAAAAUAUUGAAUUGAGAAAAACUCAACGUUUAUCACGACAACAACAAACGCGUGAAACUCUUUCAUCACUUUCAAUUGCGUCUGUACCAUCAUCGGGACGUAAUACAGCAUUUCGAUCAAAUACAGAAUGGAAUCGCUUUAAUCAAUUAGAAAAAUCAUACGAUAAAACACAAAAACGUAUUGCACCAUCUCUUAUUGCCUAA